CCACCCUUCCCUUGUUUUCUUCGCUGAACUUGCGCCACCCUUCCCUUGUUUUCUUCGCUGAACUUGCGUCCAAACCACGGUCAGUUCUUUUGUCUCAGCCGGUGUUUCAUGGAUUAUCUUGCUUGGGGCGACCGUCUGACCACAGUCAAUGGUGAAAUAGGUGGCCUUUCUCGCUCAUGGUUAUUUCAAAGCCAGAUUUCAAGAUCAUUUCUAUUCAUCAACCUUUUGCAUGCCCCGGGCCGGCAUGUCUUUCUGCUUCAGGACAGUUUUGAUCAUUUCUAACGGAGGAAGAACCGCCUCGUACAAUGCAAGGUCUUAUACAAACUGGACGCUAUUGAAGGAAAAGGACUUGAGACAGGUGUGAGCAAAUUGGAAAAGGACACUAAAAAGCUUGAAGAACCCAAGCAAGAAUUGGUCUGAUAAGUUGCUUUCCUAUGCCUUUUCUUGUGUCGCGUGGGACGGGCUUGGCUGGCCUUGGUUUUGGCUUCACCUUCUCCAAGCACGACAUAUUUUUCUGACACAGUGUGCAUGGGCAUGACACACAGUUUGACUUGGCUGGUUUGGCGUGGGUUUGGAUGGGGUUUUUAAGCAAGCUGGAGGGGCGAAGAUGGUGAAGGGCACCGCUUGCUUCUUUCGGUCGGGCAAAGUUUUGCAGCGCACGGCAAUUGGAAUUCAAGCAAAGUGGGCCCCAACAGGGCAAGGGAGGAGUCAGCUUGUACUCCAGGUGAGCAGGGUUGCCACGGUCUGCGCACAUGUUGGUGAACCCUGGCCCAGUCAUCCCCCGAAAUAUUUUUGAUGGCCUGUUUUGCCUGCCGUACUUGUCGUGGUGGUGUUUCUUGGAAGUGCAGUCUUGCUGCUGGUGUUGUGGUGGCACACCACGAUAGUGAUAGCUUCCAGUGUCACUACUGUUUUUCUCAUUGCGAUGGUGUGCCCACAGCGGACGGUUUCGGGGUGUACGGGUCUGCGAGCGGAAAAAGACCAGGAGAAACCGCAUUUUUUGAACAAUCAGUAUAUUCUGGUCUAUCACUGGCCAUCCCAUCCACCCCAUCCCCAAAGACCAUCAUGAAGCCAACGUUCCGAAGCUUCCUUGCUCGCUCGCAGUCGCUUGAUGGCGCGCGGACUGCUACAGGUUCGGAGUGCCUUGGAGAUGUUUCAGGACAGCCCUGGCUGCUCCUCCCAGAACGUGUUCUUCUACAUGUGCUUUUUUGCGAACAACCAGUACAGGAUGAUCGUAGAGAAUUCCAGCAACGGCAGCGACAACCUGGAAGACGUUUUUGAGAGCAAUUUGAAGCGCAUCGGGCGCAUGGUCGCUAUUUUGGAUACAUGGGAUCAACCUGUGUAUCUGAGUCGUGUAUGGACGGUCUACGAGCAGUUUGUUGCCUCCACCCUUCAGAUUGAGGUGCAAUUUGUUCUGCCCAAGGACGCCACGGACCAUUUGCAGCGUCAGAUCGCAUGCGGUUCCAAAGGCAUUGAUGAGGUGAUCAAAUCCCUUUCUCAGGUGAAUUCAGAAAAAGCAGAGGCAUGGAUGAAGGCGGACGAGAACAAAGUGAAGUCCUUGAUCCAGGAGCUCCACUCGGUCUUCCGCACAGUCCGGACAUGUGCGGAGAGUCAUUGGAAAGCGUAUUCGGAACUGCCAAGAUUGACCCAGACUUCGGGUGUACACAGACCGCUUCCCGCGCGCGCAUGGCGUUCUUGUCAGAUACCUGGAACCUGUCCACAAGUUCCAACUUAUGCUCAAGAUCUGAGCGAAAUUCACCUAUAUAUAUAGACCUUAGAUAUGGAUGAUAUGGUCAAUUGUCCGUCAAUUUACGUCUUCAAGAAACAGCCCGACACGUUGCUCC
Molecule: messenger RNA, 1841 nt
Organism: Durusdinium trenchii
Lineage: Eukaryota; Dinophyceae; Suessiales; Symbiodiniaceae
Source: the annotation of a GenBank genome assembly